Camelina sativa (false flax) is the source of this 388-nucleotide messenger RNA. RefSeq lists its product as uncharacterized. Lineage: Eukaryota; Viridiplantae; Streptophyta; Magnoliopsida; Brassicales; Brassicaceae. The record is from RefSeq and is a predicted model, not a curated record.
AAGGAAAAAAAAAAAAAAAACUAACCUUAAAUUCAAGAAAUAUGUCGAAGAGAGAAGAGAAACAAGAGUUGCCAGUAGAAACAAGUCCAUACACCAAGUACGAAGAUAUAGAAGAUUACAAAAAGAAUGCUUAUGGGACUUCUGGUCACCAAGAGGUUAAGCCAGGCCAAGGCGGCGGCACAACCGACGCACCGACCCUCUCUGGUAGUGGUGCACCCUCCGCCGUAGAUUCCGCUAAUCAACAAGCUAAGAAGUGAACCACUCAUCAUUAUUCACAAAAUUAAUCAAAUAUCAAAACAGAAUGUUUCUCUUGCAUCUAUUUUAAUUAAUGAACGCUACCAUUGCGAUUUAUUUGACGCUUUGUGAUAAUUGACUUGUUUUUGUUUUG